Molecule: messenger RNA, 9278 nt
Organism: Globicephala melas (long-finned pilot whale)
Lineage: Eukaryota; Metazoa; Chordata; Mammalia; Artiodactyla; Delphinidae
Gene: SELENOT
Product: selenoprotein T
Biological process (GO): cell redox homeostasis
Cellular component (GO): endoplasmic reticulum membrane
Molecular function (GO): thioredoxin-disulfide reductase (NADPH) activity
Source: RefSeq, a predicted model, not a curated record
CGCAUUCCAGCUUCCCUCACGACCUUGGCGGAUCGCGCCUGCGCGGUGGGGAGCAGCUCGCGGCUCCGGCUCUACCUUGGGCCGGCUGCAGUCUGAGUCUGAGGGCGGCCGAAGUGGUUUGCUCGUUUAAGAUGAGGCUUCUGCUACUUCUCCUGGUGGCGGCGUCAGCGGUGGUCCGGAGCGAUGCCUCGGCCAACCUGGGUGGCGUGCCUGGCAAGAGAUUAAAGAUGCAGUACGCCACGGGGCCGCUGCUCAAGUUCCAGAUUUGUGUUUCCUGAGGUUAUAGGCGGGUGUUUGAGGAGUACAUGCGGGUUAUUAGCCAGCGGUACCCGGACAUCCGCAUUGAAGGAGAGAAUUACCUCCCUCAACCAAUAUAUAGACACAUAGCAUCUUUCCUGUCAGUCUUCAAGCUAGUGUUAAUAGGCUUAAUAAUUGUUGGCAAGGAUCCUUUUGCUUUCUUUGGCAUGCAAGCGCCUAGCAUCUGGCAGUGGGGCCAAGAAAACAAGGUCUAUGCAUGUAUGAUGGUCUUUUUCUUGAGCAACAUGAUUGAGAACCAGUGUAUGUCAACAGGUGCAUUUGAGAUAACUUUGAAUGAUGUACCUGUGUGGUCUAAGCUGGAAUCUGGUCACCUUCCAUCCAUGCAACAGCUUGUUCAAAUUCUUGACAAUGAAAUGAAGCUCAAUGUGCAUAUGGAUUCAAUCCCACACCAUCGAUCAUAGCCCCACCUAUCAGCACUGAAAACUCUUCUACAUUAAGGGAUUUUUGCAAGAGCAGCGUGACUGACAUUAUGAAGGCCUGUACUGAAGACAGCAAGCUGUUAGUACAGACCAGAUGCUUUCUUGGCAGGCUCGUUGUACCUCUUGGAAAACCUCAAUGCAAGGCAGUUUUUCAGUGCUGGCACAUUUUGGAAUUCUGCACAUUCGUGGAGUGCAAUAAUACUGUAUAGUUUUUUUUUUCUUCCCCAAGUCCACUCGGUUAAUAGUUUUUUAAAAAAAUGCAGACAUUACUACUUGCACUUCUUUUUUCUCGGUCAUAUUUGAAAAAGUAGAAAAUUGAGUUGCAAUUUGAUUUUUUUUUUCAAAGAUGUCUGUUAAGUCUGUUGUGAUUUUAUAUGAAUUUUCCUUUUUUAUAGUUUAAAAUUGAUCCUUUUGGGACUAGAGCUGUAGUUCCCAAAUACUUUAUAAGAGUUUAUCAGACAUCUGUAAUUUGGUCAUGUCCAAUUUAUAUAGUUUUCAAAAUACUGCGGAUUGUGAACAGCACAUUAUAUAAGAUUAAGGGGGGAAAUCCUAUAUCCAGAGUACUCUACCAAUUUGUGUAUGUGUGUGUGUGCGUGUGUGAUUACCAGAGAACUACUAAAAGACCAACCACUUUUUAAAUCCUGUUAAUGUAGUUCAAGUGUCCUGCCUUGACCAAUUUAAUGAGUUGAUUAACUGGGCCUUUAUACUUAACUCAAUAAAAAACUAAGCAGAUGUAAGUUAAAUAAAAAGCUUGAGUUUAUUGCCCAGCGUACCUAUUAACAUUAUAUUUAACAGUUGUCUGCAAAGUUUUGUUUUUGACUCACUGAGAAUUUCCUAUGGGACACACUUUAGAUUCACACACAAAUAAUAGGUCAUUUACCAUUUUUAGGAUAAUUGAAACUUGCCUCACUAAAGAAAGGUUAGUUGAACCUCUUUACAACAUUAAUAUUAGGUAAAUGGAGAUCACUUGCCUAAUAAUUUAACUUGUCUAACAUCAUAUCAGAAUUUUAUUAUAUUUGAGGGACAAAAUUGAAAGAUUUUUUAUUCAGUGAAUUUAAUAUCUUUCCAGAGUUCUAAAAGGUAGUUUUUUUUUUAAAGCUUAAAUUGAUAAAGACUAUAAGAGUAAUUUAGCAGAAAUAGGACCAUAAUGUAGAAAAAUAGUCAUAUAGCAACAGUCGUAACAUACUUCAUCUUCCCUGUAGGAAUAAAAGUGGUAGGUCUAGAUUUGUUAGUGGAAGUAAAGGGAUUUAUGGAAAAAUAAUGAGAUAAUUCAAUAUUGAGUCCACCAAACACUUAGCACAAUCUUAUACUUCAUUUGUCAGUGAAUAUUUGUUGAAAUGCAUGUCUGGUAAUUAUCAUGAUUGUGACAGCCUCAAGGUGGAACAUACUGUAGUCUCUAGCUGAAAAGAAGUUAGCCUAAUAAUUCACUGCAGAAAAUUGAUUAAAUGCCUUAUCCUUUUAAUUAAGGCUGCAGAACUGUUCACCUAAGAUCAUACAGUAGCAAGAGUCUAUACAAUUUAAGCUAGAGGUUACUUAGAGAUUGUUAUUCAGGUGUAAUAACAUUUUGUUAUCUUUGAUUAGGGCUUAAAACUUUGUUAACUUGAUUUGUACCAGCCCAAACUUCCUUCUGCAAGUUGAACACACUGCUGAGUGUGUGUAGGGUCUUUCUUCAGUGACAGACAUUCCACCAGUGACAGUUAACCUUUUGACAUUUAGACCUUCCAGACUUGUCUUGGAUAUUCUCAUGUAUCUGACAGGCCAACCAUGAAGAAUUGAAGAUUUAAUUCUAAUUUUUUCCAUGUUUGCCUUGGGUGAAUAACUUAUCCUUUGGAGAAUAGCUUUAAGUGGCUAGGUCAUUGAUAAAACUCAACUACUUUCUUCACACCCAUUUCAAUAUUAUUUUAUGUUUGGCCAUAUUUAAAUCUAAGAUUUAAUGUAGUCUAGUGAAAAAAUUAGUGGGAAGUGUGAAUGUAAAAAAAAACAUGAAAAAAAGGAAAGUUAGAAAGCUAUUUAGAAUGUGGCUUUAUUAUAUUCCUAACAUUUCAAAAUUUAUUACAUAGUUGCUUACAAAUUGGUGUGGUUGUGUAGUUUAUAAAUGUUUAUGUACUCUGUUAAUUGCAAGACUGUAGAACAUGACAGCAGGUUGGCUACUGUUAUUGGGGUUUUUACCAUAGUUGCUAUUGUGGAAGAGAUUACAUGUUAGAUUAAUUUAAAAAUGUUGGCAAAACAUGGCUUUAUACCUCAGCAUCAAAAUGUGCAAGACACAUAUGCUUUCAGAAUAUAAAUGCGUUAUUAACUUCACGGCACUAAGCUCAAUGGCAGCAGUUGAUCACCCUUUACCACUAUCAAAACAUAACAGGAUCCUAAUGAUGAUUCUUAUUUUGAAUGUUAUUAGCUGGGGACCUUGAUUGGUUGGCAUUUUAUUGUCAUGAUUUUAACUAAUUUAGAUGAAAAAGAAAUAGCCUACAGAAUUUUAAAGCAUGAUUUAAUAUUUCAUACUAAGACUUUAAAAAAUCUUUUUUGAGAGAAACAGGAAUUGUAGAGUCUGGGGGGCUUUAAAGCAUUGUGAAAAUAAACUUUUAUUAAGCUGAUAUGAAAGGAACCCCUCCUUUCUGGAACUGAAUCUGUGCUAGAGCACUUUAUAUGAUAACUGUAUUUAGGAAAUUUUAUGUUGUAAAAAUUGUUGUCAUCAAGUAAUGUUUUCUGAUGGUUUCUUAACCCAACCAGUGCUACACCCCCCCUCUGCCCCUCCCAGUCUGGCACUCCCAGUAUUACCACUCUGGGGCCUUAAACUACUUCUUGAGCCUUAUGGUCCAGUUUCGUGUGCUUCAUUGUUACCUGAAAUUUCAACAGUUCUGUGGUGUGUUCUGUGCUGGGGUGGAGCAAAGACGAGCAGUUUACAUUAUUGAUCUUCUUUACCACCAACCUCCAGAAUCCCUGAGAAAAGUCAUACUAGCAUCCCAAAAUCUGGAUAGAAAUAAGAUGAGGACUUCUCUUGACUGAUAUAGACAGUUUAACAAUCUCAGAAGAGAAAGCAAAAGUUCAGAUACUUUUCUUAAAUCCAGCUGAGCCUUUUCCCUCACAGUCCCAGGCUCCUUUUCCCUAGGCUUAAAAAAGCAAAUAGAAGCAGACCCAGAUCUGAACUGUAUCUUGAAGAAAAAUUAAAAUUGGUCUCAUGUACAGUGGGAAGAGUGUUAAGUCACCCAUUCUUUGUCAAGGCUUGUAGAAUGUCUUCUGUUGCCUUUGUUAAGCAUGAGCAAAAUAAAAAGAAACAACAUGAUAUCUAGGCAAACGUGUAACAGUAGUGGUUUUAAAAGUUUAGUGUGCCUAAGAAUCAUUAGGAUAAAUUACUGGAUCCCAUCCCUAGAGAUUCUGAUUCAUUUGGUCUGAGAGGGGUCCAUAUAAUUUGCACUUUAGCCCAGCUUCCAGAUAAUGCUGGUGCUGUCAGUUUGAGGUCCACACUGAGGAGCACUGCACCAUCACAGGUCAGAGUGCAAAAGACCCAGGACACUCUGGAAGGAAAUACAGGUCGUGGAACAGAAGAAAAUUUUGCAUAUUUGCUUCACAUUUAUGGAAUGACUUAACAACAAGAAAUUCAGUAAAAUGAGAACCCAAAAGAAGAAACAGAAUGAGAUGAGAGGGAGAUUGUUUCCAGGAAAACAAAUUGAGGACUUAAUUGUCCCAAUUAAUCUGUUGUAUCAGUGCAACAUAUUUGUUAUCCUUUGUUGGGUUAGUAUGUUAAAACUUUUGGAGUGGGUAUUUUAAAAGGAAAUGUUAAAUCUUUGAGUAUAAAAUAACUGAUUUGAAUUGCCAGGUUUUCUCAAAGUGGGCAACAUGCCUGCAUUAAUCUUUAUAAUGACAACUGAUCUUGAUUUUCACGUCAAACAAAUUAUUUAAAUUUUUACUGUUCUCAGUAGGGAAAAUGCAUACUUUUAGUUUUAUUUUAGCAACCAUAAUAGAAUUCUUUAUAUCACUGGGGAAAUCCAAUCUGAACUUAAUUAAGCCCCCCAAAAGUAAAGGAUUUACUUUCACUUAACUGAAAAAUCCAAGGUAAAGUUGGCCUCAUUUCUCCAUGAGCCUCCACCAUAAUUGGGGAGAGGAUUGUGGGGGGGGCUGGGGAGGAUGGGAGAGGAAUGAGAACAUUGAUAAAGUCCUAGAGAGGACUUUGGUGUAACUUGGGGUUACAUUCGUAUCUUUGGAUUCUGUUUCUCACUUGAUAUCCACGAAUAAUUUUGUCAUGUUAGUUCUUCCUUUUCUCUAAUUAUUGACUUUACUCCCUCCACCCAACCUCCUUCCUAUUGAGGAUCAUAACUGUUUAAGACAAGUUUAUGGCUUUGUGGUUAUAAGCUGCUGAGACCAAGUGCUUAGCUAUCUGGGAAUUAUCAGGAGCCAGCACUGGGUCGCUUGGCUUGGUUAGUAAAGUGUUAGAACCUGGCAGGCAGGUUGCUACCAGUACUCCCUGGGGCCACUGGCUAUACUCAUGACUUUGUGUACUAGCAACUCUUACUAGAGGAAAAGACAAUUACUGUUCUUGUUUAUUCUUGAGUUGCUAAGAGCAGGUCUGUUUGCAGGGAAGUGUACUGAUGACAUUUCCUUCUAAAUAUAUAUUUUUUAAUGUAUUAGAAAAUGCGGUUGCAUUUCAUCUUUUAAUAGUCCAUAGGCUUUCAUGAUGAGACUAUUUUAAAGGUAUUAAAAUAUAUAAUGUAUUUAAACAAUAGGUAAGUUAAUCAGUGUGAUUCUGCUAGUAAAAUUCUAUAUUAUUCAGAGCCAUGGAAAUUUGGUGUUACAAAAGAUUUUGAGAUGUACUUCAGAAUUCUAAAGAAAAGACUAGGAGUUAAGUAUCUUGCCCUGAUUUCUAUAGCUUGUGGCAAUGCUAAAAUGAAAGGAAAACAAAACCCUAUACUGUUGGUGGGGCUUGGGGAAGGAGUAGAAAAGCAAAGAGAGCUUCGUCAGGAAUUACUCCUGGUGGGAAGAGAAGAGACCAGUAACAAAGCAAACUUAAAAAUUUAAUCUCAGUUUCACUUCACAACUGUUUAUUUACUUUUACUUUAGCUAUGGUGUGGAAUUUUUCACUUCAACUAAACUGAAAAUAAAAGGCGACACAGUGCAGGGUACCCCAGAAGAAGAGAAGGCAAGUUCCACUAAAGUAGGGCUUCUCAACGUUUUUGCUGAAGCACAGGUCUGCCUGGGACUACGGCUUGAUGUGAUCCUUUGCAAAAUACAAUUUUGCCAAAUACUUAUUUUAAAAUUCAUGCAAGAAAUUCGCUCCAAAUUGUUCAUGUUGCUUUUAACAUAAAAAUUUUGUUUUAAUAACUCCCUAAAUCUUCAAGCAAAAUUCAUGUUCCAGGAAACCGUUUCUCCUGAGACUGUGUAAUCCCUGCUCCAUUGCUUAUUUUUCUUGGUGUUGGUGUGUGAGUGUGCUUGUUUGUACACACCAUCUUAGGAAACAUGGAGUGAUCUACAUUAUAGCCAUUUUCUUUCAAUGUACAUAAAGUUUAUAUAUAAUCUGCACUUAAGCUUUGCACUUAGGACUUAUUACAAUAACUGAAGAGGAUGUGUUCCAGGAAAUUUGUAUCCAGAAGAUACUUGUGGGAAGAUAAUGUGAGAAGCAUAACUGUGAGUUUUAAAGUGUUAAAUAGAGUUACAAUACCAAAAAACUAAACACUGUCUAGAGUAAAGUAAUGACAGACAUGCUGAUAACAUAAGCCUCUGGGAAGUCUUGAGGAAGGCUAAAAUGGUGGUUUUAUAAAUGUUGCCUAUGAAUGAGUGGAUGGAUGGAUGAAUGAAUGGAUUGGUUAAGGCAGUGGUUCGCAGCUGGGGGUUUUACCCUCUAGACACUGGUGAUGAGACUUUUUUUUUUUAAGCCUCUGUUUUAUUUGCUUUAUUAUUAUUUUUUAAACAUCUUUAUUGGAGUAUAAUUGCUUUACAAUGGUGGGUUAGUUUCUGCUGUAUAACAAAGUGAUUCAGCUAUACGUAUACAUAUAUCCCCAUAUCCCCUCCCUCUUGUGUCUCCCCUCCCACCCUCCCUAUCCCACCCUUCUAGGUGGUCGCAAAGCACCGAGCUGAUCGCCCUGUGCUAUGCAGCUGCUUCCCACUAGCUAGCUAUUUUACAUUCGGUAGUGUAUAUAUGUCAGUGUUACUCUCUCACUUCGUCCCGGUUUACCCUUCUUACUCCCCGUGUCCUCAAGUCCAUUCUCUACGUGGUGAUGAGACAUUUUUGACUGUUACUCCUGGGAGCGUAGGGUGUGUUGCUCCUGGCAUGUAGCUGGUAGAGCCAGAGAUGUUGUGAAACAUCCCACAGUGUCCAAGACAGCUUGCUACAACAAAGGAUAAUCUGGUCCAAAAUGUUAGCAGGGCAGCUGUUGAGAACUCUGGGUUAGGAGAGUUGGAGGAGGGUGGUGGGAAAGGAGAAGAAAAAGACUGAGAGACAGAGACCAGUGGACCAACACAUCAUGCAGAGAGGGUCCUGGAAUGGAGCCUGGGAACCAUACAUAGCCUUUAGCUGGGACCUGGAGGGGAAGGAGGGUGGAAAAACUGAUCAACCUCCGGGGGUGGGAGAGGGCGGCUCUUUUCUAGGCAGGCUUGAAAGGAUUUGCUAUUAAGGAGGCCUGAUGUGGUUUCAAAGGGUUUCCUUUGCCCCCCUGCGUAGUUUUUCCAUAUUUAAAUUUCAAAUUACUUCAACAGAGGAAGCCUUUCAUUCCAGUAAUGAAAUAAAAAGCUAAGUUGAAGGUGACAUAUUUUUGUGGGAAAGAACAGUCAAAUGUAACAGGCCAACAAAGAGAAAUGGCUCUUAUUAAAUCCUGUUUUUGAUUAGGGAAAGGAGAGAAGAACUUUGAGGGCUUGAGGUUGGUAGUGGGUCAGAGCAGAGCACAGAAGGGUACAUAAAGAAGAGACUUCACAGUGUUUCCUAGGGAAGUUCCUAUUUUCUUGGAACUUGUGUGGGAAAGUGAAGCUACAUGAUCAGAAGCAACUUUGAAAUAACUUAAAAAAAGUGGCAUUGGUGUAGGAAUAUUUUUUCCCCUUGAGACAUUUGUAUUAAUGAGUUGGAUGGUAAAAGAUGAUUAACAUUCCAGACUGGUAGAGUCCAGCAGUGGCUUCCAGCGAUUAAAAUAACCUAUGUUUAAAUUCUCCAGGCUUCCACCUAUCCUUAGGCUGACUGAGGGGGGAAAAAUAGCUCUGGAGUCUGUACCGAGGGACAAGCAGAUCCACAACUUGAAAGUCAGUCGUGUUCUUGGAAUAUUCCAACUUCAGAAUAAUGUUUCCAUUUAGCUUCUUACAAGCAUGUUUUUUUAUAUAUAUAUAAAUUUAUUUAUUUAUGGCUGCGUUGGGUCUUCGUUGCUGUGUGUGGGCUUUCUCCAGUUGUGGUGAGUGGGGGCUACUCUUCCUUGCAGUGCGUGGGCUUCUCAUUGCAGUGGCUUCUCGUGGCAGAGCACAGGCUCGGGGUGCGGGCUUCAGUAGUUGUGGCACAUGGGCUCCAGCAGUUGUGUCUCGCAGGCUCUAGAGUGCAGGCUCAGUUGUUGUGGUGCAUGGGCUUAGUUGCUCUGCGGCAUGUGGGAUCUUCCCGGACCAGGGCUUGAACCCGUGUGCCCUGCAUUGGCAGGUGAUUCUUAACCACUGCGCCACAAGGGAAGCCCUGCAUGUUUUGAGGGGUUUCUUUGUGCCAGGUAAUGUGGAGGAUAACAGUUGUGAAGACGUCUAAUACAAUUGCUGCAUUCAAGCUUAUAGUUUAGUUAAACACAGCACAACAUAAUAAGACCUCGUAAAAGAAGCCUAACAAAGCGGGCUACAGAAGCAGAGGGUGGGGCAGUGGCUCUAAGCCCUUAAAUAUAGAAUUUUUGAUAGAUGGGGGAGGGGGGUUGGGAAGGCACAGAGGAACAAAGAGCAUUUUAGAGAUGGAAAAGAGCACAGAGGCACAGGGUCUUUGUGAUAAUUCCUGUAAGGGAAGGACCAUAGAGGAGAAGUGUCUGGGAGGGGGUGGGUGAAAGAGGGGUGGGUGAUGUGGUGGGAAGUAGGCUGGAAAGGUAGGUUGGGGAAAGAUGAUUGAGGGCACUGAGAGCUGAGGAAUUGGGCUGCAUUCUGGGAUGAUAGCCAAGGAAGGUUUUUGUGCAGAUGAGUAGUAGGAUCAGAUCUGGGUUUUGAGGUGAUUUGGCUGUAGAGAGGAUAUGGAGGGCUGGAGUGGAGGGGAGGCAGAGGCUGUAACAAAAAUAUUAUUCUGGCAUCCUCUCGCGCGCGCGCGUGCACACACACACACACACACACACACUGAUUUAUUCAAUUAAAAAUCAGUGUCAGCUUCUGUGGUCAUAGUCCCUUUAUAUUCGGGAGUUUUCUUUUACUUUAAGGUUUGGGUUCAUGAUAAAAUUUACAUUUCCUUAGAAUUACCCUCCUUAAAUCUAAAGUCUCAUGUUUACAAUUUAACUUUUAACCCUUGGGUAUCAUUUAAAUAUCUCUUUGUAUCUAUUUUCUGCUUAUUGACUAAGGAACCUCCCUUUUUGUCCUGAGAGCAUGAAAUUCACUGUAAUUAAAGUGUCUAGUGGAUUA